Messenger RNA from Peronospora farinosa, 1830 nucleotides. The record is from the annotation of a GenBank genome assembly. Lineage: Eukaryota; Oomycota; Peronosporomycetes; Peronosporales; Peronosporaceae.
AUGACAUCCAAUCCGCCACAAAUCACGACAAAAACUAGAGGCCUUGCAGCUAAACAAGCAGCAGCAUCUGCCGCUGCGCGCUUUGCUGGAUAUUCUUCAUUCUAUGCACCAUCUUCUCAGAAUCAGAUUCAAAACUUCUCAGACUCUCCAUCGCCUCGCCCCGGCAUGAUUAACGGCCCUCAAGUCCCUCCUCUUCGUCCACCACAUCCCGUUAAUGGUUUUGCUCGUCCGCCGCCUCAGUUUUCGAUCCAUGGACGAGGACCGCCACCAAUGAUGCGGCCGCCUCCACGUCCUGCUAGUAAUUACACCCCGUCUACUUCCUCUACAUCUCAAUGGCAAUGGACUAAUGGAAACAGUGCAACAAGUUCAGCUAAUGCACCUCCUGUGAGAUUUAGUAUGAGGCCACCACCACGUGGACCUCCUCCUAGAAGUUUUGGUCCUCCUCCUGGAGCUUUCUCGGUGCCCAAACCUGCAGCUUUACCUGCUUCUUCACCUAUGGGAAGCAAUCCCAAGUGGCCUGAUUCACUGCACAAUUACGUGAAGCGAGCUUUUGGUCGUUGCAAGGGAGCGGCGGACCAAGCAAUUACACAGAAUUCCCUUAAAGAGUUGAUUACCAAUGCCAUUAUGACAAAUAGUUUAUGGACAAGGAAUUGGACAGCAGAGCCUCUGCCGGUGUUAGUGGGAGACACAGCGGCAGCGGCUAUGCAGACCAAGGUGGGGAUGGGAGGACCUAUGCCGGGACCACAUGGUAACAGGUUUGCAUCUUCUUCGCCUAGUAAUAGUAGUUUUUCGCCUAAUCAAGGCUUUGUUCCUUUGGAAGACUCUUCUGGUACGAAGAAAAAGACGAACAAGCGCAAACUCGAUGGUUUUGAGAUCGAUGGCGCUGAUGUGCAGCGCAAACAUAAGAGACGAGAACGAUUCCAUAUGACUAAGCAGGAACUCAAGAGUCUGGUGACUCCCGAGGUAGACACGAAGAAGCUUCAGGUCCUGACCCUCCAUGGAGAGCUAGACCUUGCAGCCAUGGUCAUUAAAGGUACUUGUCAGACGAUUGAAAAGGAAUACUUGCGAUUAACCUCUCCCCCACAUCCGUCGACGGUGCGACCUGAGCCAGUGCUGCGCAAGGCGCUGGAUCUCGUGAAGUCGAAGUGGGCAAAGGGUAACCACGAUUAUAUUUAUGCCUGUAGCCAGCUCAAGUCCAUCCGCCAGGAUUGCACAGUUCAGCAUAUUAAGAACGCAUUUACCGUGUCUGUGUAUGAAACCCACGCCCGGGUAGCGCUCGAGUCCGGUGAUAUUAAUGAAUUUAACCAGUGUCAGACGCAACUCCAUGAAUUGUAUGAGAAGCUGAUUUCGGGCGAGGCGAUCGAGUUCCUAGCGUACCGCAUCUUAUAUUGUGUGUACGUGUCUCUGCAGUCCAAGAAAGGAGAUUCGAAUGCGGGUCAGCUUGGCAUGUACAACGUGCUAAGCCUGGUAACACCCAAGCUACGUUCGCAUCCGGCGAUCGCCCACGCACUGUCAGUGCGCCAGGCAGUCGCUAUGAAUGAUUAUCAUCGUUUUUUCAAACUCUUUGUAGGUGCUCCAAAUAUGGCAGGUUACUUGAUGGACGUGAUGGUCCCCGCAAUCCGACUGAGUGCACUUCGAGCUAUAUGCAAAGCGUACCGUCCAACUAUCUCGGUGCAGUAUAUUCGUGAUGAGCUCAAGCUUGAAGGCAAGGCAGGAAAAGCGUUUAUCCACCAGUCUGGUCUCGCAUUCGUAAAGGGAGAUAAGUCGCGCGUUGACACAAAGGCGUCAAACAUUGUUUGGGUGCUGAGCAACGAAUCAUCGCUUAUUUAG